This is a messenger RNA of Durusdinium trenchii, 528 nucleotides long. NCBI's taxonomy places the organism in Eukaryota, Dinophyceae, Suessiales, Symbiodiniaceae. The record is from the annotation of a GenBank genome assembly.
AUGGAAAAAAUGGACCAAAUUUCGGGUGGUUGGUGGUCCAACAAUAGAGGUCACAGAAAGGCUCUUGGAGUCAUUUUCGCUCCACGCCCUUCAGAUCCCAAAAGGACUCUCCGAGUCAUGCUUCAUACAAGAAAGUGGACUUCGCCACCAAUUCUUCUUUUUUACAUGGUUUUCCAGGGGCCAGGCCAUUUUCCAUGUGAAUCAGUUAAAGUGUUUAGGAUCCAAAGUUUGAUCAACACCCAUGGUCAUGCUUGCUCUUUGGCGGCUUACCAACGUUCUUCACGUAGGCAUCCGCCGAUCCGGCAGGGCCCUGGGCGCCGGGUGCCAGAGCUGCUGCAGAUCACCGCGGAUCAUUCCGAGUCCACGACGACGACGAGUCACGGAGAAGCCUUUGUGGACGUGGAGCCCUUGCUGGGGCGCAUCGUGAUCUUUCGCUCGCGGGAAGUUUGGCAUGGCAUUCAGCCCUCGAAAGCGCCACGCCGCUGGGCGGUCACACUUUGGGUCCUUGCAGAUGGGCAGCCGGAAUGA